AAACAUCAGAAUUUCUAGAAACACAUUUGGUGGUCACGAAUAUUUGGUCUUCAUACAUACAACACACAAAGAGGCAGGUGAUUCACUUCUUGUGUGACCCAAUCUCUGGUCAACAUUUCCUGUUAUUUGGAAGAUAUCUAUGAUAUCAGCUUCUUUCAAAUGGAUCUCUUCACCCCUGAUACACAAAGAUUUUCCAAAGAAAAGGAAUGCAUCUUCAAGUUGAGUGGCCUUUUUAGCAGCCUAUCAGCUUUGGUGUUUGAAAUAGUCAUUAUCAGCAACCAAUACUGGCGUCUAUGGGAAUUUGAAAACAAUGUUGUGCAGUUUGUGUCCUUUGGACUUUGGGAAGCUUAUUACCCUCAAGAAUUUAACAUCUCAGGAACUCUAAUUAAUAUCCUGGUUCAUACACCUAUUGAUUCAACGUGGACCAUUUCACAUGAAUUUCAGUGUGCACAGAACCUUAUAGAAUGGGCUAUUUUUAUGAAGCCUGUAGUUCUGGUUUUCAGUGCAAUAGCUUUCAAGAUAAGCUGCAUGAAAGACCCAUUUCUAGAGAUCCAGAUAUAUUGCUACAAGAUCUCUGCCUUAAUUUUGGGAGUUAGCAGCCUCUUCACAUUUGUUGCUGUCAGCUGGAACCAUAUGGUAGAUCUUUAUGGUCAAACCACUCUUGAUUUUCCACCUAACUUCCCUGUCAAGAAAGAAGCCUUGAAAAGCAAACAUAUGACAGCUGUGUUCCCUAUAGGGGUCCUGACUGCAACCAUGGCACUUUUUGGUGUGAUAAUAUUUCUCUCUGAGAUAAGCUAUUUGAAACUACAGAGUAAAUUGAAGGCCAAAUGUGUUUCUAAAGUGGCCCUUCAAGAGGCCUGAAGUGAGGGCACCUGCAUUUCCAACAUCUGUCAGACAGCUCCUGGAAGAAAUUUCCAAUUGACACACAAAACUCAUGUAGUCAUUAACUUGUUCUAAUAAACCAUCAAUUUUA
Molecule: messenger RNA, 973 nt
Organism: Rattus norvegicus (Norway rat)
Lineage: Eukaryota; Metazoa; Chordata; Mammalia; Rodentia; Muridae
Source: RefSeq, a predicted model, not a curated record